Molecule: messenger RNA, 931 nt
Organism: Aethina tumida (small hive beetle)
Lineage: Eukaryota; Metazoa; Arthropoda; Insecta; Coleoptera; Nitidulidae
Product: leucine-rich repeat and coiled-coil domain-containing protein 1
Exons: 3
Coding region: 138-827 (229 amino acids)
Source: RefSeq, a predicted model, not a curated record
AGUGAACAAAUUUAAAUUCUAUAAAUACUCUUUGGGAAUGAUCACCUAAAUUUCUAUAAAUAGGUCUUUCCGGAGUGCACACAUUGCUUGGGUUGUAUUGGACGUUAAUUCAGUCUUUUAAGGAAAAUCAUUAAACUAUGGCAGAAUCGCAAAACCAGCUUACCGGCACUCCGGAUACAAAUUUACAGGAAAAAAUCCAAUUUUUAGAAAAGGAACUGCAAAGUAGAGACAAUGAAAUAUCAAAUUACAAGAAACUGCUGGCCGAUAUGGAAGCCGAAGUUGCCCAAGCACAGAAAAUUAAGGCCAACAGACAAAAGGAGACUGAAGAAGUGGACACCAUUAAAGUUAGAUCCGAGGAGACGCUCACCAAAGCCAAAAGUAUAAUUUUCGAAAAGGUGAAAGUUAUAAAAAAUCAAGAAUUGCAAAUAGAAGCGCUCAAUCAGCAAAACGAAUCACUUAAGGAUGUCGUUCGCAUAACAAAAGAUUUAUUGGAAAUUCGUAAUUUGGAAGUUAAACAGAUCGAAACCAAAAUGGAAGCUAUGGAAGCUAAAAUUAAAGCAGAGAGGGAACGUCAGGAUCUGAUGCACAAAAAAUUGGAAGCCAUGAUCAGACACAACGGAGAACUUAAGAGGGAGUACGAAGCUCAACUCAUUUUGUUUAAGGCAUUAAGAGAGAAGUACAACCAAAGAGACAUGGCUCAGGAUGUAGUUGAUGAUUUAAAGGGAGUCCCCAGGACAAGUUUGGCUAAUGGAGACGUAGAAACACCAGAGGCGUCUGCCUCGAGCAGUAGUAAACCAGAUGAUGAAGUCAAAGAAGAACCCAAAUAAUUUAUUUUAAGUAUUUAUAUUUGCAGACAAUUUUGUACUAAUAUAAAAAGGUGUUUGUGUAUUAUUUCUAUGGGCAGAAAAUCUUAAUAAAAUAUUUUAUUCUG